UGUUUACACAUGGAAAGUUUCAAGCUUUUUUGCACAUGAGUCAUGUUUCUUUCUUUUUUUCUGUGUGGUAAUAAUAUUUGCGAUGUGUGUGUUUGUCUCUCUCUCGUCACUCGAAUUUUUUUUUUUUUAUAUCCGACAACAAACAAUUGUCUUUGAAUUCAAUUCUAGGGCAACUGCGAAAAAAAAUUGCUAAUUUUGUGUGUUUUGAUUAGUGUGUCUGAUGAUUAUGAGAUAAUUUGUAAUUAGGAGUCGCGAUUUAGGGGCUAAACAUGGGUUUGCAUGUUGGAUUACUAGUGGGAUCUCAUCUUGUAUAAAUCCCCAAGAUUUGAAACGCAAAAGAGAUAGGCUUAAUUCGAAAUGGAGAAGGAAAGCCAUGAGGAGAACAACAACCACACUGUCUCUGGUGAAGUCAUUGCCAAACGGAAACCUGGUCGCCCCAGAAAGCACCUCAAGCUAGAAGACUCCACCGAGCAGCCUCGCCACAUUGAAAGCGAUGAAGCUAUGGUUGGGCAGCACGUUACUGGCGUCAUCGAGGCAACUUUUGAAGCCGGCUUCUUGCUUUCGGUUAAGCUUGGUAACUCUGAUACCGUGCUUAGAGGUGUGGUGUUCAGGCCUGGUCGCUGCGAGCCUGUAUCGGUUGAUAACGAUAUUGCUCCUCAUGUUCCAAUGAUAACAAGAACCAGCGACGUGACGCAUCAACACGGAUUGCCAGCUAAACGAGGUCGUAAAUCUAGGUUCCGUGAGAAGCGUGGUGAUAGAGCAUUGGCUCCUGUUCCGAUUCUUCCCGCUAAUCCAGCAAUGCCCAACCAUCCUUUGGGUCUGGUCGUGGAGAAUGGCAGUGGGAGUGUCCCGGUCCACCAGGGACAUAUGCAGACCGAGUCUCAAGUGAGUGGAGGUAGUAAUAGCAAGCCGUUUGAGACGCUGCUUACACGAGUGAUGAAGGAAGGUCAAGUCCAUAACAGCACGUCACAGUUCACUGAACCUGAGGAGCAGGCUCUGUCUAUUGAGCCUUUGCAGGCUAUACACCCGGUCCAUCCAGUACAUAUCCCAAAACCAAUGCCGAGUUAUGGACGUGGCAAGAUGACAGAGCUUCUUCAGGCCGUGCAGGAGAAUGUGAGGGAGACCCAUUUUUCUCAAGGACAGUGAUUCUUGCUGCAAAUCGUUGAGAGUUUUUAAAGGCUGAUUCAAUCUCAUUGUAAUCAGAUAUAGGGAAACAGAAUUUAACUACUGUCUAGCUUAAAGAUGUCAGAAAAGUUUAUGAUGAUUCGUUAUAUAGAUAUCUGCUCAUAACUACUUUUUCUUAA
Molecule: messenger RNA, 1304 nt
Organism: Brassica napus (rape)
Lineage: Eukaryota; Viridiplantae; Streptophyta; Magnoliopsida; Brassicales; Brassicaceae
Exons: 3
Coding region: 358-1146 (262 amino acids)
Source: RefSeq, a predicted model, not a curated record